This is a messenger RNA of Onychostoma macrolepis, 1212 nucleotides long. RefSeq names its product high mobility group box 2a (gene hmgb2a). The transcript has 5 exons. Gene Ontology annotation, molecular function: DNA binding, bending. Bases 171 to 818 code for a protein of 215 amino acids. Lineage: Eukaryota; Metazoa; Chordata; Actinopteri; Cypriniformes; Cyprinidae. Gene Ontology annotation, cellular component: nucleus. Gene Ontology annotation, biological process: regulation of transcription by RNA polymerase II. The record is from RefSeq and is a predicted model, not a curated record.
UCAAAUUUGAACUUGUCCCAACCAAUCAGACGAGAGCUCUGAGGGUGGAGUCUACGGGCAUUUAAUCAAGUUUGUGCGCCCUGCAGCACAGCGACAAAACAGUUCACAAGAAGGCUACGUACGUUUUGUCGAGCUCGAGCAGUUAAGGCUGAUUAUAGCAUAUCACAGCCAUGGGUAAAGAUCCUACUAAACCCAGGGGAAAGACGUCCUCUUACGCGUUCUUCGUGCAAACCUGCCGGGAGGAACAUAAGAAGAAAAACCCAGGGACCUCGGUGAACUUUGCAGAGUUCUCCAAGAAGUGCUCUGAAAGAUGGAAGACCAUGUCCUCAAAGGAGAAGGGCAAGUUUGAGGAAAUGGCCAAAACCGAUAAGGUCCGCUAUGACCGGGAGAUGAAAAACUACGUGCCUCCUAAAGGUGCAAAGGGAGGGAAAAAGAAGAAGGAUCCAAAUGCUCCCAAGAGACCACCAUCCGCGUUUUUUGUCUUCUGCUCUGACCAUCGCCCGAAGGUGAAGAAUGACAACCCUGGCAUCUCCAUUGGAGACAUUGCGAAGAAGCUUGGGGAAAUGUGGUCCAAACUUUCACCAAAGGAAAAGUCUCCAUAUGAGCAGAAGGCCAUGAAGCUCAAGGAGAAGUAUGAAAAGGAUGUUGCUGCGUAUCGCGCCAAAGGAGUAAAAGCAGAUGGUGGCAAGAAGGGUGGACCUGGCCGGCCAACAGGAAAGAAGGUAGAAGCUGAUGACGACGACGAUGAGGAUGAUGAUGAGGAAGAGGAAGACGUAGAAGAUGAGGAUGACGACGACGACGAUGAUGAUGACGAUUAAAACUUAUCAGGAAAACUUGAGCUGAGUUGUUUGCAAAACAAUGUGAAUGCAUUUUUUUAGCAUUUAAAGUUUUUCAAUACAUGUACAGAAAUGUGUAUAAUUGAAUACAUAUUGAGGUCAUGUGCUGUUUUGUAAAUGUAACAGCUUUUUUUUAAGCACUGCUUUUUGUCUUGAUAGCUGUGGUUGCUUUGGUUUCUUUUCCCAGUUCGAUAUUAUUUCUACUGCCAUUUUAAGACAAAUAAGGAACAAUUUGGAUUUGUGUAGUGUCUCAAUUUUUAAAACGAGCUUUAAAGUUGUGUAGACUGAGUUUUUUUGUUUUAUAAAAUUUUGUAUAUUAUGACCAAUUCCCCUUUUCACUGUGUGCAAUUUUGAUUUAUUAAAGAAUUUUGCAGAA